AUGGAUAAACCUAUUGAUGAGAUCGUGAAAAACUUACUCAAGUUCGUAGUAAGAGGUUUUUAUGGUGGUUCGUACAUCCUGGUAAUAGACGCUAUUUUAUUCCAUUCAGUUUUAGCUGAAGAUGAUUUGAAACAACUAUUGAGUAUAAAUAAAACCGAAUUAGGUCCCCUCAUAGCAAGGCUCAGAUCAGACAGACUCAUUUCCAUCCAUAAACAGAGAGAAUAUCCUCCAAACUCAAAAAGUGUAGAAAGAAUGUAUUUUUAUAUUAAAUAUCCUCAUGCUAUUGAUGGUAUAAAGUGGAAAGUUCAUCAGUUGGUACAAAGAUUGAAAGAUGAUCUGGACAAGAAUUCAGCUCCAAAUGGGUACAUGUGUCCCAUUUGUCAAACUAAAUACACCCAAUUAGAAGCUAUUCAAUUGUUAAAUUACGACAGAACAGAAUUUCUUUGCUCACUGUGUGAUGAACCUUUGAUUGAAGAUGAUUCAGGUAAAAAAAAUAAAGAAAAACAAGAUAAAUUAAAUCGAUUAAUGGAUCAAAUUCAACCUGUUAUCGAUUAUUUGAAAAAAAUCGACGAUUCAAGAAUUGAAGAAAAUACUUUUGAAUUUGCUUUAGCCAAGUUAAUCCCACCACAAAAUCAAUCAAAUGCUGCUUACACAUAUAAUCCAAAGAAGGGAAGUACGAUGUUCAGACCAGGUGACGCUCCAAUGGCUAACGUCAUGGGUACCGCUCUCGGUAAUGACAGUUCGAGACGUGCGGGUGCAAACUCUCAAGCUACUCUACACGUGAAUAUUACAACUGCAAGUGAUGAAAUGACACAAAGACAGUUACAAGAAAGACAAGCUGAAGAGAAGAGGAAACAAAAUGCAGUUCCAGAAUGGCACAAACAAAGUACUAUCGGGCAAACUGCUCUAGGUAGACUUGAUAACGAAGAUGAAUUCGAUCCACAGACAAUGUCAGCUGAUGGUACCACCGCAACAACUGCUUCCGCGUUGCCCAAUGGAACAUAUGCAGAACACACAGUCAAUGAUACUUAUUACAAUAACGAAAAUAAUCGUGCAUUGACGGAAACUGAAAUUGAAGAGAGAGAAAAUGAAAAGACUUUGAAUGAAUAUUAUGCACAAUUAGCAAAGAAACAAGCGGAAGAGGAACAAGAAGAUGAAGAAGAAGAAGAUGGUGAAUUCGAAGAUGAAUUCGCUGAAGAAUUUGAAGGAGAAUUUGAAGAUGUCACUGACGAUAAUCGUAUGGAAAGCACGGAACAAACACCCAUUGAAAACGCUACUUCAAACACUACAAACACUACCCUCACCUCAGAGCAACCAAAUGGAGAAGAGAAUGCCCCUAAUAAUGAUGAUGAAGACGAGGAUAUCGAAUUCGAAGAUGUAUAA
Molecule: messenger RNA, 1383 nt
Organism: Kazachstania africana CBS 2517
Lineage: Eukaryota; Fungi; Ascomycota; Saccharomycetes; Saccharomycetales; Saccharomycetaceae
Gene: TFA1
Product: transcription factor TFIIE subunit TFA1
Exons: 1
Coding region: 1-1383 (460 amino acids)
Biological process (GO): transcription open complex formation at RNA polymerase II promoter; transcription initiation at RNA polymerase II promoter
Cellular component (GO): transcription factor TFIIE complex
Source: RefSeq, a predicted model, not a curated record